AUGAAUCAUAGUAUUUAAGUUCUUAUCAAAUACUUUGAAUGCACUUAUAAAUAAAAGCUUGAUAUACUUUAUGAAAAAAUCCACCCUUGUAAAAAGAUUGUAGAAUUCUCUUAAGCCAUAAUUAAAAAGUAUGAAAUAGAAAAAGAACUCCUUAAUGAAUACAUAGAUAAUUACAUUUAGAAAAUUAUUAAAUAUACUCAAGAAAAUCUAGAUAAAUUUUUAAGUUAAAUCUUAUAAUUUGUUAAUAAUAAACUUUGGAUUUGGAUGAAAAUUUUGAAAAACAAUUAAUUUUCCGUUAAAAGCCCCCAAUCUUUAGAAACCCAUUAUAACUAAUUAAUUGUUUUGACUCUCAGAAGUCAAGCCCAUAAAUUUAAUUUACGGAUGAUUUCAAGACUGCCCAGGCACUUGAUUAAAAGUGUUUCCUUUAUUAUUCAGGAAAGGAAAAAUAAGCAAGUUCGUCAUGGAUGUAAGAAUGAAUACCCUAAAUAUUGA
Paramecium tetraurelia is the source of this 492-nucleotide messenger RNA. RefSeq lists its product as uncharacterized. Lineage: Eukaryota; Ciliophora; Oligohymenophorea; Peniculida; Parameciidae. The transcript has 2 exons. The record is from RefSeq and is a predicted model, not a curated record.